Messenger RNA from Clunio marinus, 495 nucleotides. The record is from the annotation of a GenBank genome assembly. NCBI's taxonomy places the organism in Eukaryota, Metazoa, Arthropoda, Insecta, Diptera, Chironomidae.
AUGAUUGAUUCUCAAUCAAAUGAAAACAAAGGAAGGUUGAAAAAUGAACAUGACAAGGAACUUUUACAAUCAGAUAUUGAUAGAUUGGAAGAAUGGUGCGACGCUAAUGAGUUAGAGUUGAAUUCUACAAAAUGUUCUACAAUUACAUUUAACAGAAAAAGGAAGAUUGGAAUUCGACAAUAUCAGAUUGGUGGAAGAAACAUAGAUAUGGUGCAAGUAAUAAAAGAUUUGGGAGUGGAUAUCAACAGCUCCAUGAGAAUACUUGAUGGAUCAGUGGAAAGCAGCGAGUUCUUAGCUUCUCUCAACUUCAAUACAAACAUGUUAAAAGCAAGGAGCGCUCCAUUAUUCAAAUCUGUAUCUCAACAUAAAACUGACUAUGGAAGAAACAACCCAUUGGAGAGACUGAUACGGGAAUUCAAGCAAAUUCAACAUGAAUUCGACUUUCACUUAACGAAAAAUAACUUUAAAACAAAUCUAGUCAAAAAUCGAAAUUGA